AUGAUGCUCGAUUUCGAGGUGACCGAGCUGCGCGUCGUCGUCGUCGGCGCCGGGGGCGUCGGCAAGUCGAGCCUUACGAUCCGGUUCCUCACCUCGAGCUUUGUCGACGAAGGGUACAACCCCACCAUUGAGGACAGCUAUCGGCGCCAGCUCGUCGUCGACUCGGAGGCGGUCCAGCUCGAGAUCCUCGACACGGCGGGGCAGGAGGAAUACGCGACCAUGGCCGACCAGUGGUACCAGUUCGGGCGCGGCUUCCUGCUCGUGUACAGCGUGACGGACCGCGCGUCGUUCGAGGCGCUGAGCGGCGUGUACGGCGCCAUAACGGCCGCCAAGCUCGCGCACCACGUCCCCGCUGUCGUCGUCUCCAACAAGUGUGAUCUCGAGCAACUGCGCACCGUGUCCAGCGCCGAGGGGCAGGCGCUCGCGCGCUCCCUCGGCGCGCCGUUCGUCGAGACUAGCGCUCUCGAUGACGUCAAUGUCGACUUGGCCUUUGACGAGCUCGUCCGCCGUGUACGCCGUGCCGAGCGCGGAGCGGUGCGUCGUCGAAAGGAGGCCGACGACACACGAGCCGACCCACCGCAGCCCAAACCCAAGUACGAGCUCAAGACGCGCCGCAGGUCACAAGACGACGUCCAAGACGGGCGAUGCUGCGUGAUCAUGUAG
Molecule: messenger RNA, 663 nt
Organism: Vanrija pseudolonga
Lineage: Eukaryota; Fungi; Basidiomycota; Tremellomycetes; Trichosporonales; Trichosporonaceae
Product: Ras-like protein 1
Exons: 5
Coding region: 1-663 (220 amino acids)
Biological process (GO): Ras protein signal transduction
Cellular component (GO): plasma membrane
Molecular function (GO): GTP binding; GTPase activity; GDP binding
Source: RefSeq, a predicted model, not a curated record